CUGCCCGGCGGGACGCGGGGCGGUGCUCGGCGCGGCACGGCGGGGCCGGUACCGAGAGCAGACGGCCCGUGUCGGCCAUGGCGUCCCCGUCGCGGCGGCUGCAGACCAAGCCGGUCAUCACCUGCCUCAAGAGCGUCCUGCUCACCUACACCUUCGUCUUCUGGGUGUCGGGUAUCGUGCUCCUGGCCGUGGGCGUGUGGGGCAAGGUGAGCCUGGCCGUCUACUUUUCUCUACUGGACGAGAAGGCCACCAAUGUCCCCUUCGUCCUGGUGGGUGCUGGCACCGUCAUCAUUCUCCUGAGCACCUUUGGCUGCUUCGCCACCUGCCGCGGCAGCACCUGGAUGCUCAAGCUGUACGCCAUGCUCCUGUCCCUCAUCUUCCUCAUCGUCCUGGUGGCUGCUGUCGUGGGGUUCGUCUUCAGGCAUGAGAUCAAGACAAACUUUGAGAGUAACCUCAACCUGGCCUUGAGGGACUACAAUGUGACUGCAGACCGGCACAGUGAGGCUGUUGACACCAUCCAGAGAACUCUGCACUGCUGUGGGGUACAGAACUACUCGGACUGGGAGAGGACUGAGUACUUCACCCAGAAGGGCAUCCCCCAGAGCUGCUGCAAGAGCCAGGAUGACUGCUCGGAGGAGGAUCUAAAAGAUCCAAGCAAAGCCAAGCUGAAAGUGUUUGUGGAUGGUUGUUUUUUCUUGGUGACAUCAACAAUGGAAUCAAAAAUGAGCGUUGUGGCUGGAAUGUCCUUUAGCAUCGCUUGCUUCCAGUUGAUUGGCAUCAUUCUUGCUUGCUGCCUGUCCCAGCACAUCACCAACAAUCAGUAUGAGAUGGUGUAGCUGGCCCUCAGCAUGCUGUGGCAUUGGCCAGGGUAUGCUCUCUGCAGCUGGGGAGGGUGCCACCACCUCCAGUUCUCCUCUCGAUGCCGCUUCAUGAAGUCUUGCUUUGAACUGACUGAUCUUCUUCUCAACUAGCUCCUAGAAGCGAGUGCAGCAGCUGUCGUGGUGCGCUCAGGGACUUGUCCUAACACUACUCUGCUGUGCCACCGCGUGGGAUAAUUAGUGUAUCUGCGGUGGUUACAGCAAGCGUGCUCCUGCGAGCGCCGCAGCCCCCGGCUCUUGCCUGGGCGACACACUCCAGUGCCGCCCUGAGCCAGCUCUGCUGGCAGCCUGGCGGGACUCCCAGUCCUCAUUUUAGGUGCCUUCAUUGGGAAAGUGAUGCUUCCCCUUAUCUCCAGCAGCUCCUCACCCUCCGAAGGUGGCUGCUCUUGGGAUGGCGCUGUUGCCAUGGUAGAACACAGCCCUGCCUGCCUGAAGCCCUCGGGCUCAGCCAGGUCUCGGCUUGUUGCCAAGCUCUCUCUCAUCCUUGCCCUGGGUUUUAUACACUUUUUUAAAAUAGUUGUACUUUUCUAAGUACAGGCUGUAGUGAUUCUUUGUAAGCUGUAGCGAGGUUUGGUGAUAUAGCUCCUGGUGCCUUUACCUUGGUAGGUGUCCUUGCACCGAGUCAGCUGUGACUUGAUUGUCAGUAUUAUAUGCUGCUUUAACUCACUUUGUGUAUUGAGUAGAACUCUUGUCCUGAAACACAAUAAAUAUUAAGA
Messenger RNA from Dryobates pubescens (Downy woodpecker), 1594 nucleotides. It is a transcript of the gene TSPAN6, whose product is annotated as tetraspanin 6. The coding region runs from base 78 to 836 and encodes 252 amino acids. Gene Ontology annotation, cellular component: membrane. The record is from RefSeq and is a predicted model, not a curated record. The transcript has 8 exons. NCBI's taxonomy places the organism in Eukaryota, Metazoa, Chordata, Aves, Piciformes, Picidae.